UAUGUGUGCAUCACUUGGGUUGCUCCCAACAUCUGGUGAAAUGUUCAGGUCAAUAACACCUUUAGAAGUAUAUUUAGUGAGAAAGAUGGUGACGCGUUAAAUACUUCAUUCAGCCGCUGUAAAUGAUCCUACUCAUUAAACCCGUCACACAAACACAAUAACGGUAAAGUCGUGCAAUAGUUCAGACACUUUAGCGCAUAUUAAAUUGUGUCUGUUAUUGUGUGCUGCAGAAUGGCUGCCUGAUCCUGGCACUUCAGCUCACAGAUCCCUCUGGUGUAUUGCGACAAAAUAACGAGGCUCUUUCCAGUGGCUUUAACGGUGACGAAGGACCGUGUGUCAAAGAUGCAAAAAAAAAAAAAAGAAGCAACUCACAAGACACUUAGAUGCCUUCGGGUUAGUUUUCAUGGAAAAGGAGGAAAAUCCUAUACGUAAAAAAAAAAAAAGUCAUUAGCAUCUUCACAAAACAUGUCACAAAUCAUGUAACUUCAUUGAGGACACAUAACUGGAAAAAACAUUCUGGCAUUAAAAGUUUGAAAAUCGCGACUUACGAAUAAUAGUUUGUCAUCGAAACAAUGACGACACAAAUUCAAAUCCCCCUCCCAGUCACAUUGAAUCGAUUUUCAAAUGGAAAUUGAGCGGGCCGCGUCUUCGCUGCUAUUGUUCACACUACCGGAUGUGAAAAUGAGCCAAAGAAGAGCCCAAAGAUUCAAAACCGUUCUCUGUACGAUGCGGCGCCACUUUGGAACUCGAACCCCAAAAAAUAAACAACAGCGUAUCGAGUGCAUUGUUUGUUCAAAAGGUCUUCAUGGCGUCUCUGGAAAGUCAACGGCUUGACAUGUUCAAUCGUAACCUCCCUUUGACUAAAAACAAAUAACGCUUUGUAACUCCAUUGUUCGCGAGUUGGUUGCUCAAGGGCACCUCUGCAGUUUGUUUUCACGACGUCAGUAAAGGGGCGGAUUGGAACCCGCCGCGCUGCAUUCUGCACCGUGCGAAUCUUCACCGCAUUCUACAGCUACGACUCGUUUUGUCCAAUUUAGUCAAGACACAACCGCGACUGAAGCAGGCAACCCGAAGCGGGCGAAAUGCGAUCCGGCGUCAAGGAUCAUUUUUGCUGAUUUCGAAAGACGUUCGUGACUGCAGUUGCGGCAACUGCAUCAUGCCGGGAGAUGUUUUCAAUCAUCAAAUUCCCGCUUCAAAGGACGUCACUACGACAAGAUGAAUAAGAAGCAAGGAAAAAAACCAACAACAAUUUGAUAAAUAAUCCCCUGAAAAUGUCAAUCAAAAGUGACUACGAUGAUAAUUUUUUUGGAGACGUCUCCGUAUUGGCUCUCACGUGAAAGCGUGCUUAAUUGUGUAUUCCGCAUUAGUACGUUCACAAAUACCGUAUCAGUAAAUGUGUAUGGUUUCGACGCUAUCCGUACAUUUGGAAUAUACGGCGCUUUGGUCUCGAUUCGUGAGCUGUCGCUCCCCCCCAAUGCGCUAUUCCCAUAAUAAUAUCGUCCAACGGCACACCGGGCUGCGUUCCUAUUUAGCAGACUGCACCGUCGCGCACUUCUCCUCGUCUCUAUCGCGACAUCCUCCUUAUUGUCUGCCAAUAUCCCGUCGUAUCGCGCCACCGCUUCAAGUCCGAUGACGGUUGCCGCGGCAAGAUUCCCAAAUCGGCGAUAUUCGCACCGCCUCCCUCGCAUUGGACAGCGUCUGCGCGAGGGCGCGGCGAGGAAAUGUGAGCCUCGCGAAGACGUGCCCUCAGCGAGUAGACAUGGAGCGCCGUGUACACGGGCUUCUCCUCCGAGCAGACAGGAGCGUCCGCUAGAAGGCUCGGCGUUUGAAAGGGGCCCGUCGAGGAUGGAGAGCGCUUUGGACGCACAGCACCUCAUCUCCAUUUCGCUGAGGAAAAUCCAGAGCUCCAGGACGCAGCGAGGAGGCAUCAAGCUCCACAAGAACUUGCUGGUCACGUACGUGCUGAGAAACGCCAGGCGCGUUGACAUGAGCGAGAACUCGCCGCGGACGCAGCGCUACGAGGACGUGGCCGCCGCCCGCGAGACGCACCAAUACCUCCGGCUGACCGGCGGCGGCUUGACGGGCUUGACGGACUUCUACUGCAACUUUGGCGGCGCUGACGCGGACACCCUGCGCCGCGGAGCGCCUCCGCAGCCCGGCUGCCAGUCUGCGGAGGCGAUGCUUCCUCCGAGUGACUGCGCAGAGCUCGCGCAGGUGUCGGAAGGCUUUUGGACUCCCGCCUGGGAGCCGCCGCACGCCCCGAGCGCGCACGUCAACCACAAGACCGUCCUGGACCUGGACACGCACGUGGUCACCACCGUCACCAACGGAUACUUCCACUCGGACUGUUGCGCGCAGCCGAAACACUUUCAGGCCGCCAAAAAGAGAGCCGUUGCGGAGCCGCACUUGUAUUUGUCGGACUUCGGGCCGGUGCCGUGCAAGCGGCCGAGGACCGACGAGGAGCCGCUUUCGGACCCGGAGCCCUCGGACUCCAGCAACAUCUCCAACCUGAUCUCGGUCCUGGGCUCGGGCGGACUCUCGGACUUUGUCAGUUGGCAGCACGCGGACCUGGAGCAAAUCUUUGCCUCUCCGACUUUGAGUUUCAAACACACUUUGUUGACGGCCAGCGGGUGGACGCGAGCGAUCGAAGCCUUUUGAUUUCGAUCACUGUUUGCUUUGUGCGCUUUCAUUUGCUUGCUUGUUAAUAAAACUAACGUGUCGCCACCGAAAAGCCUCCCUGUGCUCUGUUGUUGACACAUUUCACACGUAAACAAAUUCCGCCUGACGUAUAAAUGGCAUUUGGACAGCAGAAAACGCCAUGAAAAUAAAUGCAGUUGAAGCGGCGCG
Molecule: messenger RNA, 2847 nt
Organism: Phycodurus eques (leafy seadragon)
Lineage: Eukaryota; Metazoa; Chordata; Actinopteri; Syngnathiformes; Syngnathidae
Product: immediate early response gene 5-like protein
Exons: 1
Coding region: 1630-2658 (342 amino acids)
Source: RefSeq, a predicted model, not a curated record